This is a messenger RNA of Micropterus dolomieu (smallmouth bass), 522 nucleotides long. RefSeq names its product Fc receptor-like B. Lineage: Eukaryota; Metazoa; Chordata; Actinopteri; Centrarchiformes; Centrarchidae. Gene Ontology annotation, biological process: cell surface receptor signaling pathway. The annotation marks the transcript as partial. The record is from RefSeq and is a predicted model, not a curated record. Gene Ontology annotation, molecular function: transmembrane signaling receptor activity. The transcript is spliced from 3 exons.
AUGGAGGAAUCAUCUUUGCCGUGGCUGCUCUCCUCUCUGACUGUAAGUCCCAGCAGCUCUCAGUUUUUCACCUUGUAUUCGGUCUCUCUGAGCUGUGAGGAGGACGACAGCUCUGCUGGAUGGACGCUGAGGAGGAACACAACCAGUAAAAUGAGGACUCAGUGUGGAGCUGGCUGGGGAGAACCAGCUGGAUCUUCUUGUAACAUCAGUUACCUUUUCUAUUGGGACAGUGGAGUUUACUGGUGUGAGUCCAGAGAGGGAAGAACCAGUAACACCAUCAACAUCACUGUCACUGGUGGACCAGUGAUCCUGCAGAGUCCUGUCCUCCCUGUGAUGGAGGGACAUGAUGUCACUCUGCACUGUAAAACACAGACCCCUCGCUCCAACCUCCCAGCUGGUUUCUAUAAAGAUGGCUCCCUCAUCAGGACUGAGCCUACAGGUCACAUGACCAUCCACCAUGUUAACAAGUCUGAUGAAGGCCUCUACAAGUGUAACAUCAGCGGUCGUGGAGAGUCUCCAUCC